Messenger RNA from Trachemys scripta elegans, 6035 nucleotides. It is a transcript of the gene TMEM65, whose product is annotated as transmembrane protein 65. Gene Ontology annotation, cellular component: mitochondrion. The transcript is spliced from 7 exons. Gene Ontology annotation, biological process: regulation of cardiac conduction; cardiac ventricle development. Bases 461 to 1222 code for a protein of 253 amino acids. NCBI's taxonomy places the organism in Eukaryota, Metazoa, Chordata, Testudines, Emydidae. The record is from RefSeq and is a predicted model, not a curated record.
UCCAUCUCUCCCGCUGUCGCUCAGGCAGCGGCCGGGCGCCUGCGCGGAGCCGCCCCCUCGGCUGUCCGCGGGCGCCGCCGGUGUUUGCCGCGUCUGUGCGGAGCGGCUGGGGUGUUCCCUUCGCAGCCGGCCCGGGGGCCGUGGGCUAGUGCCGCUGCCAGGAGCCUCCAUGGGGCGGCGCAGGGAGCCGUGACUGACUCGCCCUUCCCCAGCCCGGAGCCCAGCCGCAGGAGGCGGCUGCGGAGAGAGGCAGAGAGGACCCCCCCGCUCCCCGGCCGGCAGCCCAUGAGCAGCGCGUCCCGCUCCCCACUUUCGGUCACCGGCGCAGGAAGGAGCGGAGCUCGGCCGCGGCUGCUCGUUUCCCGGCUCCCGGGCUCUGCCCUGGAUGGUGCCCGGCCCUGCCGCGCUUGGGGCUCCCGGACGGGGAUUGUAGCUCCCUAGCGCCGCUCCCUGCCUGCUGAUGUCGGCGUGGCUGAGCCGGGCGGCGCUGCUGCUGGGGCGGCCGGGGGGCCCCGCCGCCACCCCCUUCUGCCUGGGCUCCUUACGGGCCCCUCGCUGCUGCCGCCGCCUGGCCACCCUGCGCGGCGGGUCCGAGGGGCUGCGCCUUCCCCCGGCUUCGUCCUCCCCGGCCUCGGGGCUGGCGCCGCCCGGCCGCCCGCGGGCGCUGGGCACCCACCCCAAGAAGGAGCCGAUUGAGGCGCUGAACACGGCGCAAGGCGCCCGCGACUUCAUCUACAGCCUGCACUCCACCGAGCGGAGCUGCCUGCUGCGGGAGCUGCACCGCUUCGAGUCCAUCGCCAUCGCGCAAGAGAAGUUGGAAGUUGCACCACCAUCCCCAGGACAGCUGAAACAUGUGUUCUUCCACAAUGCAAUACCUUUUGUAGGGUUUGGAUUCUUGGAUAAUGCAAUUAUGAUUGCUGCGGGAACCCAAAUAGAAUUAUCGAUUGGAGUUGUCCUGGGAAUAACAACUAUGGCAGCUGCGGCUUUGGGAAAUCUUGUUUCAGAUUUAGCUGGACUUGGUCUUGCAGGCUAUGUUGAAGCUCUGGCUUCGAGAAUGGGCCUGUCAAUUCCUGAUCUGACACCCAAGCAAGCAGAUAUGUGGCAAACACGUCUCAGUGCACACCUGGGUAAAGCUAUUGGAGUGACCAUUGGCUGCCUUUUAGGAAUGUUUCCUUUGUUCUUCUUUGGAGAUGAAGAAAAAAAACUGGAAGAGAAAAAUUAACCUUUUUACAAUACAAAUAAAAAUGUAAACUAAUGUACCUCAAUUAUUCAAUUAUGCUGUCAGAAUAUUUAGGAAUUAACUGACAGUAACAAUGUAUAGACUUGGGAACAAAACAUUCAGCAUGUUUUAUGAGUACACUAAUUUAUUGUAGCUUUGUCUUAUUCAGUACAUCUUUUUAUAAGAUACCAUUUAGCUUUUUAUUUAAUGUAAAUUGUUGAAAUGUUUUCACUUAUAGUAGCAACUGACGUUUACCGAUUCCCUCUCACCUUCAUCCUGUAACAGGAUUAUUACUUAAUUGCCUGCUCUGGAUGUACUGUGCAGAUUUUGGGUUUCCGUGGCUGCUGCCUAACUUGUAAAUGCAUGCCAAAAAGGGUCCUUUUGCUGCUGCUCAGGUCCUCCAAUCCAGACUAUCAAUGGGGCCAGUUGGCGGGUGAUUUGGAAUGAGGUCAUAAAGCAUUCUUGCAGUUUUUUCCUUUGAGCCGCCAUUUCACAUUGCCUGAGGAUAGACCUGUUUCAGCUACCCCCCACUGUUUGGUUUGCACUCCUUCACAAUUCUAGCUAAUAUUGCCUGCAAGCCAUCCAUUACACGCCAUCACUUCUUGACGAGGUAAGUGUUUAUAGGUGGUGCCUUGUUACCAGGUUCUUCCUUCAGAGUUUAUACACAGUCACCCAUUUAUUUUUUUUCCUGAAGCAGUAUUUUGAGAAUCAAGUUUAAAGUUAGUUUGUGGAAUAUCCCUUCUUUCAUCUAACCCACCUACUCAAAUAAGUUACAGCACCUACUUCCAGUAAGCAUAACUUUCCUCUCUUUCUGAACUUUAACUAAACUCCAGGAAUUCCAGCUGAGCCCCAAUGGAGUAAUUAUGUGCUACUGGCAACUGGAUCAAAACAAUAAAACUGUUUUGUACAGAAUAGCAGAUAGGUUGAGAAGAGCUGUAGACAAGGGAGGGAUGUCUUAAGAUGAAAUUGGAAAAGGAGAGUUAUCUUUGAGAUGGUGAUACAGGAAGUCUCUUCCAGAUGAGUGCACAGGACAAAAAAUGAGGUUGCUCCCUUAUUGUUUUGAACACUUCGUGCAAAGGGUAUGAACCAGUGCUGUGUCCUGUCCAAGAAGGAUAUAACUUGAAGAUCGGUUUCAGUCAAAUUAAAUCAGAUUUCAGUGUGCCAACUCUGGACACUUUCCAGAUCUGCCAGUUCUACAUGUUUUCCUGUAGACUACAGAUUUUCAAACCAUUAUAUGGAUUUGUGGGGAAAACCUCAAAUAUAUGGGAAAUAGUCUUUGUUUGCUUGUCUUUUCCUAUUCAUCUGCAUCAUGGGGAAGGAGAGCCAAUUGGAGCUGCUACACAAGCUGAUGGAUAGUCUGGUCCUUCAGUCUGCGGAGCGCACAAGAACUGUGCUCCACUAUCUAUUAGCUGGGUAAGCAAAGGCUUGAGGGCUGGUGAAAUGCUCAGCUCUUUGGUCUUAGAACUGGCUGGGGAGUUGCUGCUUCCUGCCAGCUCUGCAGCUCCCCAUGUCCCCUUGACCUCCCCCAUCUGCCUACGUGCAUUUGCCCUCCCAUGAGUCUCUAGCCCCUGACAUCACCCUAUCCACUCUGGCCCCAGCUUUCCUCUUACCUUAGGAGUCUUCUGGGACGGGCCCUGAUGACCUGCCCCUCCCCUCCAUAGGUCUCAAUACGGUACCUGGCUGACUCCCUAUCUCUAGUCUUUGGGGACCUGCAAACAGUGAACCCAUUGCCUCCCAAAUCCCACAGAGUCCCACGGCCUUUAGAGGCAGGGACAUAGCCUCCCAGGCACUGAGCUCUGCUGACUUCAGGAGUAGCUCUACUCAGUGGGUGGGGUUUCCAUACCCCACUGUUGCUGGCAAACUCCUCCUAUGGGGGUGGAACUUUCUUCAGCAGCCAGGGCUGGAGCCAGCUGAGCUUAAUGCCUGCAGAGUCAGGGGGUGGAUUAGACAGUGUUCCCCCCCCCCCCCCCCCCGGCAGUCCCCCAAACACUGGAGAUAGUAGGUAGCCGGUCCUCCCAAAGGCACAUAGGUGUGGGAGGCCAUUACGGGGAGUAAUGGGGGAGAAAGGAAAAGAAUUAGGGAAUCAUAGGCCUGGGAUGUUUAUCAGGAGGGAUGGAACUUCCACGCUUGGAAUCCCCAUCCUUGCCCUGGGCUCUGUCUAUGAACGGUGAAGCCUAUGGUAUGCUUUCCCUCCUCUUGUGUAAUGUGGGAGCUGGCUUGGUAGAGGGUUUUGUGGGUGAUGGGAUGACUGCAUGGACUGCAUUGGGUAUGAGGUGCAAGGGUAUGUUUGUGUAUGUAAUGGGUGGGUGAGAUUGUUCAGCACAAGUGGGUGGAACAUACAUGGGUGUGUGAAGUGGGCAGGUGUGCAUGUAUAGUCGGAGGGUGUGGGGCUGCAUACAUAGAAUGAGUGGGUAUUGGGUGUGUAUGCAGAAUGACUGGAGUGAAUGGGGGGGGUUGGUGGAGGAGUGAGUUGUCUGGGUAGUAUAUGAGUAACGACGUUGGGUAGGAAGAUGGGAUGGAGUGAAAGUGGUGAGAGAUGAAUGCUAGUUGAGAUGUAUGGAAUGAAUGUAUGAAGUGGACAUGAGUAGAACAAAUGGAUACAUAUCUGAAUUUAUGCAUAUUUAUGCAUGUUCAUGCAACUAUAGCUAAAUUAAAAUCUACUGGGUUUUUUAUUUGCAAAUGUUUGCAGGUAUGGUUUCCUCAUUUAGAAACUCAAUCUGGUGGUCUCAAUCUUUCUGUUGAAAGCUAUCUUAAGAUGAAUGAGUGCUCAUGUCAAAAAUGCUUAACAGGUGGUUUCUCUGAUAGUCAAAUUGGGGAAAAAAAUCAGUCUGGAUUAGUGGAUCUGAUUUGCAGAAUAUAAUUCACAGUUAAAACUAGACCUUUGUUUAUUACUUUAGCUGUGAAGGCAUUUAUUGGAAAAGCAGAUUUGUGGGUUUUUUCCUUUUUUUGCCUUAUUAAUUUUACUUAUUUGCAUCCCUGUAUAAUCUUUUAUGUUUCUUGGUGAGUGAUGAGUUAUAGUUGCAAUUACCAUAUUAAAUAUUUUUAAUAUUUCAGUAUAUGACCCAUCUGUACUGUAAUCAUAAAUUCCUAAUAGUUGCUUACAAAGAAGAGGAUCCUCUCUAUGUACAAUAUGGAAGAAGAUCCCAAAAGCAGGGUAGAGCUAGGGCACUUUAUUUUGGCAGCUCUGCAUCCUUAGAUGAGUUUUUCUAAUCUGUGCAAAGAUAGUAACAAUUACCUUAAAUCCCAUGAAACUAAGUGUUUUGUUUGCUGUUGGAAAGACUUUAUUAUUGCAGCCCUUAUUUGUUUAACGUGUUUGAUUAGCAGCUCGCCUCCUUGGUGGUAAAACUCAUCUCCCUCUUGACCACUUCCAGAGGCCCUGCCACAGCAGUACCAGCCCUUUAAUCCUAAUGGAUGAAGAAGGAACCAAGAAAUUCUAUCAACUUGUUAAUAAGCUUUGAGAUAGUACUGAUAAAGCUGUGUCUCAAAAUUGCACUUCCCAGAUAAAGAUGACUUUUCAUAAACUUUCUGUUAGUAUCCCCUUAAUCUGUAGUAUCAAUUCAAAUGUCCCUUGUUAGGAUAGUAUAAUCUUCCUUCCAGUAUAAGUUUGUGUUUUCUGUGGUGCUUGGAUGCUUUAAAAUUGAUCACCUAGUAGUAGUUGUCUUGUCUGGAAAGGACACUUUGAUUUUCUUCCUCUGCAUAUGUAUUCAGUUCGCAAGAAGCUUUUCUUCUUUUGACUACUGUUCUUUCCUAUUUUUUUUCUUUACAAAGCUAUAAUUAGUCCCUUUUAUUUAUUAUUUUUUUUAAGAUGGAGAACACAUAAAAUGCAUUUUGGAUAGCAGUCAAAUUAAUAUUUAUCAAAGUGUAACAUGUUGCUGAAGAUAAGUACCAUACUCUAACGUAUGGUACUUUGCACGGAGUAGUUUCAGCAGUGUUUCCCAUUACAAUACUGGUAUUGAAAUUUUUAGGCAAUAUUCAAGCUUCUGUACUUCACUGACUGAUUAAAAUUGGAACACUAACUUCAUUCUCAUUAUUUUUGAGAGCUUGCAAGAACAAAUACGUAGCUAAAUUCAGCUGUUGUAGUAGUGGUCAUUUAAAAAUGACAAUAUUAAGUCCAUGUACCAUUGUUUAUUACCUUGUGCAUGUAAAUUGAGUGCAUUUUGUUGAUACUGUAUGGUAAACUAUUGUUCUGCAACCAAUGUUUUUAACAAAAAAAGAUGAACUAAAAGAUCUUCAAAGAAGUUAAUGUGAUUUUGUUUUAAAACUACUGAGCUGGCCAUGAAAAAUUAUAAUGGGCAGGCAACACCGUGGUUGGAAAUAGUCUUGGGUGUCUCAGACCAGCCGUGGACAGGGAGAUCGUGAAGGUGACCCCCUAAAUCUCCCAGGAUUUGGGAAAGAAAUAGUUAAAACUGUGGGUGAAAUCCUGCCACCUUUGUCACCAGUGGGGAAGCUCUCACGGUUUUCAGUGGGGCUAGAUGUCACCAUGUAUGUGGGAUGGCUCAACAAGGCUACAGGAUUAACCCUUGUGUACCUCAGUAGUGAGAAAAUAGGGAUUUGUGCCUAUUCAGUAUUGUGAAUCUCUCAGCAUGUGUUUUUAGUAAAUGACCAAUGCCAAUCCUGAGUGCUCUGGCUCUGUUCUUAAAAACACAGAUUUGAAAAGACCAAGCAUAUAACAAGAACUACCAUGUUGUCCGUACAAGUUUUUUAAGAGACUUUGUUCUUACUCCAUUCAUUUAUUUCUAUCAGUUUUGUACUGUAUGUAAAAUGGGCCUUUAACAUUAAAACUUGGUAGACGUGAAAUUGUUUUUAUAUUCUGAAA